Molecule: messenger RNA, 2807 nt
Organism: Quercus robur (English oak)
Lineage: Eukaryota; Viridiplantae; Streptophyta; Magnoliopsida; Fagales; Fagaceae
Product: protein FAR1-RELATED SEQUENCE 7-like
Exons: 2
Coding region: 362-2641 (759 amino acids)
Biological process (GO): regulation of DNA-templated transcription
Molecular function (GO): zinc ion binding
Source: RefSeq, a predicted model, not a curated record
UGACAAGAGAACCAAACUUCAACCCUCUCUUUCACUUCCUAAUUUGUACUCAUCAAGACAAAAGAAAACCCUUUUUCUCUACUCAGAUUACAUAUCACAAAACCAAGCCACCCCAGCCGCUCUCUCUCUCUCAGUUUUUCUCUCAUUUCUCAAAUCCAUAAACCUUACCAGCAAAUUCCCACCAAAAUGUCAAUCUAACACCCUAAAUCCCAAAAAAUAUCUUCUGGGAUUUGAUCACCUGGCCUUGUUUAUGAGCAAGUAAUCGAGCUCCAGCCACUUCACCAACUUACAAAGCACAUGAUGUUUAUUUUCAUACCAAUGCAGUUCAAAUACUGAUCCGAAUAGCAAAGAGUGUGGGAACAUGGUCAUAAAGGCAAAGCCAGUAGGUAUGAUACGUGCAAUAGAUAAUGUCAAUGGGGAGGAUGGAGGGUCUAGACUUGAACCCCAAGUGGGGUUAGAGUUUGAUUCGUCUGAUGAUGCACGUGAGUGUUACAGUCUAUAUGCAAAGCGUAUGGGCUUUAAGAUUCGGACAGGUCAGCUCUAUCGAUCAAGAACUGAUGGGUCAGUUUCCUCUCGAAGAUUUGUUUGCUCAAAGGAGGGGUUUCAGACCAAUUCGCGAACUGGUUGUCCGGCAUUCAUAAGGGUACAAAGAAAUGCUUCUGGGAAGUGGGUCAUUGACCACUUUUUCAAGGAUCACAAUCAUGAUCUUGAAUCUACGGGUGAAAACCCCACUCCUGUUAUGCAGUCAAAGCCACCUAUAGUUAAGAAUUCAUUGGCUGAUGUAACCCAGAGGUCAAAAGUCAAAUUGCUUGAGGAUGUAGAGGAUAGACGGCCAUGCCCAUCUGGUGUUAUUAAUGUUAAACGUGUUAAAAGGGAUGGAGAUGAUGGGCAAUCCAAAGUUCAACCUUUUUUGGGUCUAGUGUUUAAUUCAGCUAAUGAAGCAUACCAAUUGUAUCAUUCGUAUGGAGCAAAUAAAGGUUUUAGAGUUCGAAUUGGUCAACUGUUUCGCUCGAGGCAUGAUGGGUCAAUUUCAUCCAGGCGAUUUGUUUGCUCAAAGGAAGGGUUUCAGCACCCAUCAAGAGUAGGUUGUGGGGCAUAUAUGCGGAUCAAGAGACAAGAAUCUGGAACAUGGGUAGUGGACCGUCUUCGGGAAGAUCAUAAUCAUGGUCUUGGGACUCAAAUGGAAACUCAUAAAGGCAGUUUGAAUGCUUCAAAUAGAUUCAUAGAGGUGGUAAAUGGUGGUUUGCAAAAUAAAGAUUUAGUUACCAAAUAUAACAAAAACCUUGUAAAAAGAUGGCGAGAAAAACACAAUCGGAGUGAUUGGUAUCAUGUGCUUUUUGAGUAUUUUCAAAGCAAACAGGCAGAAGAUACAGGAUUCUUUCAUGCAGUAGAGGUUAAUGGUGGAAAUUGCAUGAGUAUUUUCUGGGCCGAUGGGAGAUCUAGAUAUUCUUGCAGUCAGUUUGGUGAUGCGAUUGUUCUAGAUACUUCUUACAAAAAUAGUGUGUAUUUGGUUCCUUUUGCUACUUUUGUUGGAGUGAACCACCAUAAGCAACCAGUGCUUCUUGGGUGUGCUCUUAUUGCUGAUGAAUCUCUGGAGUCUUACACUUGGUUAUUUAAAACUUGGCUUAGGGCAAUGUCUGGGCGGCAUCCAUUGUCAAUAAUAGCUGAUGAAGACAAGGCCAUCCGACAAGCAAUAGCCGAAGUCUUCCCUGGGACUCAUCACCGUUUUUCAUUGUGGCAAAUUAAGGCAAAAGAACGGGAGUUUCUCAGUUCAAUGGAUAAUGGUUUUAAAUGUGAAUAUGAAAAGUGCACUCUUCAUAGUCAGACAGCUGAUGAAUUUGAUAUAGCAUGGAAUGCCCUUCUCAGCAGAUAUGGUUUGAAGGAGAAUGUAUGGCUGAAAGAAAUGUUUGAAAGCCGUGCAAGUUGGGUACCGCUAUACUUACGGGCCACAUUUUUUGCUGGCAUCUCCAUGAAUGAAAGCAUUGAUUCAUUCUUUGGCACACUUUUGAAUGCCCAAACACCGAUUGUAGAGUUUGUUUCACGAUAUGAAAGAGGUCUUGAGCAACGUCGUGAAGAAGAGAGAAAAGAGGACUUUGACACUUAUAACUUGCAGGCUUUUUUGCAGACAAAGGAACCAGUUGAAGAACAAUGUAGAAGGUUAUAUACACUUACGGUGUUUAAGAUAUUUCAAAAGGAGCUUUUACAAAGCUAUAGUUAUCUUGGAUUUAGGAUUUAUGAAGAAGGGGCAAACAGUAGAUAUUUGUUGCGUAAGUGUGGGAACGAUAAUGAGAAAAAUAUAGUUACAUUUUGUGCAUCCAAUCUCAAUGUGAGCUGUAGCUGUCAAAUGUUUGAAUUUGAAGGCGUGUUGUGUAGACAUGCUUUGAGAGUUUUCCAAAUAUUAGAAAUAAGAGAGGUACCAUCUCACUACAUCUUACAUCGAUGGACAAGAAAUGCCGAGUAUGGUACUGUUGGUGAUGCUGAAUCAGUGGGAACCUCCCAAGAACUUAAAGCUUUGAUGCUAUGGAGUUUAAGAGAAACAGCAUGUAAAUACAUAGAGGCUGGUUCAGCAUCUCUUGAAAAAUAUAAACUUGCCUAUGAGAUUAUGCGAGAGGGUGGAAGAAAGCUUUCUUGGCAAAGGUAGAUAACUGAGACAAAGGCAGGACAUACCUCUAGCACUAAAUUUUGUAGUUUGAACUGCAUGGGCAGCUAGGUUUUCCUGGUGUAACUCAGUUAUCUGAUAUAGAGCAUCGGCUUCCAUGGAAAAUAGCACUUCUUCUUGUUCAAUUCAAAGCUAUGUGAUUGAUGCA